Messenger RNA from Acanthoscelides obtectus, 508 nucleotides. The record is from the annotation of a GenBank genome assembly. Lineage: Eukaryota; Metazoa; Arthropoda; Insecta; Coleoptera; Chrysomelidae.
AGACGACCAUAUUGGAGCUUCUUUUUUUUACACGAGAGACGUGCAAGAAACUCCAUGUAUGAUCAACUACCAUUGGACUUUCUGGGUGUCGCUUCAUUCACAAUUAAACAAAGAAAUAGAUGGAUCUCUCUGAAGCUAGGCCUGUCUGUGUCGCGUCUUCUCCAGCAUUCAAGCAUUAUGUCAUGGAUGUCUUUGUGAGAGGUGAGCCUGGGCAGACACUUGAACUGUCCAUCGUCACAAUGGAGUCUUGCCAGGUUCUCCAUUACUUCGGGAUCCGUCAGUUGCUCAUAAGGCUGCCGUCUGCAGAGUGUGAGGAUCUCCCACAGUGUGACGGCGAAGGACCAGACGUCACUUUUCGUUGUGUACCUGAAGCAAACAGUAUCUUGGUUCAUUAAUUUGAAAAUGACUUGGCCAUGCCAGUCUGAAGCCGAGGAUUGUAAGCCUAAAGAGAUCAGACAUAAGAAGUAAUGGAGGGGUAUCACUUAUAACAAUCAAGAUUCUGUUAUGU